AGCCCGCGCCUCGCUGUUCGGGGGCGGUUGCUAAGCGGUGCGGUGCGGGCCUAGGCCGCGGCGGGCCGCCAUGGCCGCCUCCCCGAGCCCGGCGGCGGACGGGCCGUGCGUGCUGUGCUGCGGCGAGCUGGAGGUGGUGGCGCUGGGCCGCUGCGACCACCCCAUCUGCUACCGCUGCUCCGUGCGGAUGCGGGCGCUGUGCGGGGUGCGCUACUGCGCCGUAUGCCGCGACGAGCUGGCCCAGGUGGUCUUUGGAAAGAAGCUUUCAUCUUUCUCGACAAUAGUACUCAACCAGCUGCAGCAUGAGAAGAAAUAUGACAUUUAUUUUGCUGAUGGAAAAGUGCAUGCGCUUUAUAGGAAACUACUACAGCACGAAUGCCCUCUCUGUCCACAUGUGCAGCCAUUCAAUACCGUUGUGGAGCUGGAGCAGCACAUGAGAAAACAACAUGAACUCUUCUGUUGUAAAUUGUGUGUCAAACACCUGAAGAUCUUUACGUAUGAACGUAAGUGGUACUCUCGCAAGGACCUGGCUCGACAUCGAAUCCACGGGGACCCAGAUGACACAUCUCAUCGUGGGCACCCCCUGUGUAAAUUUUGUGAUGAGCGUUACUUGGACAACGACGAAUUAUUGAAACACCUGAGACGAGAUCACUAUUUCUGCCAUUUUUGUGACUCAGAUGGUGCUCAGGAAUAUUACAGUGAUUACGAAUACCUCCGUGAACACUUCCGUGAAAAGCAUUUCCUUUGCGAGGAGGGACGGUGCAGUACAGAACAGUUCACUCAUGCUUUCCGUACAGAAAUAGAUUACAAAGCUCACAAAACAGCCUACCACAGCAAAAACAGAGCUGAGGCCAGGCAGAACCGGCAGAUAGAUCUUCAGUUUAACUACGCUCCCAGACACCAGCGGAGAAAUGAAAGUGUUGUAACUGGAGAGGACUACGAAGAAGUGGAAAGGUAUAACAGACAAGGAAGACCAGUUAGAACAUCAGUCCGAGGAGGACAGCAAAACAGAAGAGGCAGCUGGAGGUAUAAGCGAUCUCUGGGUGGCCAGACUGAGUGCUUUGGAAAAAGGAGAGGGGAGGAGGAAGACCGAGACAUUGCAGCAGCAGUCAGGGCAUCCAUAGCAGCAAAGCGACAAGAGGAAAAGAAGCGGGUAGAGGAUAAAGAAGACAGCAGUCGAGGGAAAAAGGAGGAAUUGAGAGAUGCAGAAACUUCCAAUGCGAAGCGAGUGCCAAAGCCUUCAUCUGAAGCUACGGUUCCAAAAGAAGCAGCUGCUAAUGGUCCUUUAAGCCAAGAUAACUUUCCAGCAAUUGGCUCGGCAGUGGGAUCCCUUCAAGGUUGCAGCGCUGCUCAGCCGGUGUCUGUUAAGCUGAAGGAAGAAGACUUCCCGAGCCUGUCCUCUUCAGCAGCACCCACGGUCUCGACUGGGCUGCCUCUGACAUACACAGUUACUGCAAAGAAAACAGCCUUCCAGGAGGAGGACUUCCCAGCGCUAGUGUCUAAAGUCAAACCUACCAAUAAAACCGUAUCGAACAUCACAUCUGCAUGGAACAAUGGUUCUAAUAAAAACGUGGUUAAAGCCAUCGGUUCUAGCAGCUCCAGUUCAAACCAGCUGGCCAAAAAAGCAGCUCCCCCCAACAGCAGUAAAGGAGGCAAGAAGAGCAAUAAAUCCCCUCAGUCGGAUGAUGAAGACGCCGGCAAUGGCUUGACAACCCAGAAAAUCCGAAACGCACCAACAAUGGUUGAUGUGUCCUCCUUGCUGGCAGCUUCUACCUCACAGACUUUUACGAAAGUGGGCAAGAAAAAGAAGGUGGGGGUGGAGAAGCAAAGGCCACCCUCCCCGCCCGCGUCGGAGGAAAACUCCCCACCUGGAUCUUUGGAGAAGGUGGUAGAAGCCAAACAGAUGCCAAAUGCCCUUGCAAAUGUUCAGGCCCCAGACCGAUCUGCGGCAGUCAUGAAUGGUCACUCAGAGAAAUCGGUAGCAGUUUGUAAUACACCCAAAGAGCCACCUGGCCUUAAAAAGCCUGCAGCAACUAACCAGUGCCCUUUACCUCAGGAAGACUUCCCAGCUCUCGGGAGCUCAGGACCAGCUAGGAUGCCACCGCCAGGCUUUAACUCCGUGGUGCUAUUAAAGAGUCCGCCUCCAGGGCUGUCGGUGUCUGUUAGUAAACCACCUCCGGGGUUUCCUGUUAUUCCAUCCACCAACGUCUCUGAACCUGUCACUACAUCUCUGAAAGAGCCAACCCCCUCACAAGGAACUUACUUGAUACCUGAACACUUUCAGCAAAGAAACAUCCAGCUGAUCCAGUCUAUAAAGGAAUUCCUUCAGAGCGACGAGUCCAGAUUUAACAAAUUCAAGACUCACUCUGGGCAAUUCAGGCAGGGUCUGAUGUCCGCGGCGCAGUAUUACAAGAGCUGCCGAGACCUGCUCGGGGACAACUUCAGGAGAAUCUUUAACGAGUUGCUGGUGCUGUUGCCGGACACGGCUAAGCAACAGGAACUGCUUUCUGCUCACAACGACUUCAAAGUCCAGGAGAAACAAGGUUCCAACAAACCCAGGAAGAACAAAAAGAACGCCUGGGAAACCGACACCGGCGCCGACCUGGACUGCUGCAUCUGCCCCACGUGUAAGCAGGUGCUGACGCACCAGGACCUCGCCACCCACAAAGCUCUGCACCUCGAGGACGAGGAGUUCCCGUCCUUACAGGCAAUCAGCAGAAUCAUCAGCUAGCUCUCCCCAAGACCAAUAAAACCGUCUCGAUUGUAUAUGUGCACUUUCUGGAGCAGGGGUUGACACGUAGUGCAGCUGACUGCCUGUGCCAGUGGAGUAGUCAUAGGUUACCAUUAGAAGGCUCGGUGCGGUGCUGUCGAGGGACCGCCGGGCUGCAGCACGACCUAAAGAACAUCCGAGAGGUUAGCUUCCCAGAAACACCCGGCUGGGAAGAGGCUGAAACAGCAGGCUCCUCAGGCAGGUUGGUCACCUUUCACCUUGCAAGAUGCUGCAGCUGAGGAAACCGUUUGAUUUGGAUGUUAGCAGAGCAAGCCCAAUACAGAAACGAGAGUCUGUUCUUUUAAAGGGGGGAGGGGGAGAUGUCUGCUUCCUGGUGGUAGAAACCAGUGCAAAGGGCUGCAAAAGAUUUUGUUUUUUCUUUUUUCUUUUUAAUAUUCUGGUCUGCGGUUACAGGCUGGUGCUGUGACCACAAAGAUUGAGGGAGCUAGGUGCAAAGUAGAGGAGGGCAAUAGGAGCUGCUCACUGGUGUGUCAGACCAUUACAAAUGCCCGUCGUAAUCACCCGGCUGUUUAUCUAGCAAAGAAGUGCUCCUGUCUGAACACCGAGAUAAUUAUACUACUUGAAUCGGACUGAUCUCCGUGUGAUUAAUUGAACGUGAGAUUUGAAGUUGCCUCCGACCUUUUAUGUAACCGUUUUCGUUUAUAGAAACUGAUUUUUGUAGGGCUGCAUGUAGACUAAUAGUGUUCAAGGCUUUAUUCUCCGUAAAGCACAGCUCAUUCACCCUCCUUUUAUUUAACGACUGCCCUGUUUCUAAUUUCUUGGAUGUGUUAAUGGUAUUAGCUCAAAGCAAAUGGUAUAUUGGAACAUUAAAUGCUGCUGCUCACUGACCAUGUUGUUAUUCUGCAGUGCCUUUAAGUGCAUUUAUCUGUUUACAGUGGUCUGCACUAAAGAGGAUUAUUUGUUGAGAGCUGUAUGGAGUGUUUACUUUCUAUACCUCCUUUGGCGACAAUGAUCUGAAGUAGCUGUGCUUCUGCCCUUGGCAUCUAUAAAUUCCAGCUCUAGAAGACAAGAGGUCUGUUAAUCAUUUGCAACACCUCCUCCUUCGGUAGCUUCAAGUUGAUGGAGAAGGGAGUAUGUCCCCUGUGGUGCACUUUCCCAGCUGCAGCUUCCUAAUGUCUCAUCCAUACCACUCACGGCAGACCACCACUAAUUGUCCUUGAGUAGGAAUUAGGAAGCCAUUUCUGUAGUUUCUGGUGACAAAACAUUACUCUUCCAUAAGCGUCGUGAAUCUGUGCUCGUGCUAUUCCCGAGGCCUUCGUCCCGGCUGCAGAAAUCUGUUUUCCUUGCCUUCCCCUCUCUGAUUGAUUUUGUUUGACGCCAAACUGCAAAGAUCUUUGGGUUUAUUUCUUACCAAGUACUUAGGCCAUUUUUGAAUACCUGAUCUUGUAUCCUUAGUCACGGGGGGUAGGCUCUAGCCUCUGAAAUGAGGACAGAAUGUGAUUUUUUUCCCCCCCCCCUGCCCCCCAAGGUUGCAUCCUGCUGCAUGAUUGUGUCUAAUAAGCAUGAGUACGUUGCACAUGGUAAGGUUGUUGGUUGUAGCCACGUUGGUCUAAGGACAGGCAGGCACAGUUCUUUGGGUAGAUGUGGUGAUUUUUUUUUAUUGGACCAAUGAAAUAGUUGGGGAAAAGUUCUUUUGCAAGCUUUUGGGCACAAACUCCCUUCUUUAAGCAUUGGGAGAGCCUGAAAAAGGGUGUUUGUGUCCAAAAGCUUGCAAAAGAACUUUUCCCCAACUGUUUAGCUGGUCUAAUAAAAGAUGCCACAUCUACCAAAGAACCGUGCCUGCCUAUUGCACAUGGUAGUGCUUUUCAAAUAUCCGUUCCUGUCUUUUGAGUCGGCUGGCCUUGAAAUAGAGCUGAGCUUUCUACACCAGCGCCACUACCACAACUAAAGUACUCUUACUAGGAAAGCACUUACCUGCUAAUAAUCUGUUCUGAGGCUUGCUGCCUGUAGUACCAUAGUAAGCACUUGAUCUACAAUGUAAAGAGUUUUCUCUCCCCUUGACUCUCUGGCUUGUAAAGCUCCGAGGGGAUGCAAUGCAUAUGCUUUUGAAGGAGCAUCCUUCCUACCCCUUCCCUUUACUUUCAGUUAGUUUCUUCCACGAGUUACUUGCUCCCCCUGGUGAAUUGAGAACUUGAAGUGCUGCUGUAACUUCCUUGCAGUGACCAAUUUAUCCAGCCUGAUGAUGCCAUUUCAUUGUUCCUUGUGCACACCUCAUUAAAGUAUUACUGAUUUUUGUUUUUUCCAGGCCA
Alligator mississippiensis (American alligator) is the source of this 5040-nucleotide messenger RNA. It is a transcript of the gene ZNF598, whose product is annotated as zinc finger protein 598, E3 ubiquitin ligase. The record is from RefSeq and is a predicted model, not a curated record. NCBI's taxonomy places the organism in Eukaryota, Metazoa, Chordata, Crocodylia, Alligatoridae. Gene Ontology annotation, molecular function: ubiquitin protein ligase activity; ribosome binding. Bases 71 to 2731 code for a protein of 886 amino acids. The transcript is spliced from 13 exons. Gene Ontology annotation, biological process: rescue of stalled cytosolic ribosome; protein ubiquitination.